AAACUAAAUUAUGGGCACCAAAGACCAUGAAGAAUUCAAAAAUGCUCUUCGAGAUAUUGCUCAAUAUGCACAUAAAUUAGACAGCUCCUUUGAUCGAGUACGAUGUGCCGAAUGGGUGCGGAAACUCGCCGGAAUGCCUGAUGAUGAUCUCGAAGCGGCGAAAAUGCGAAACGAAUACGCCCAGUUUCUCCGUAUCCAAGUCUGCAACGGUUUCUUGCAUUCUCCGUUUCAAACUAAACCUCCAAUCAACAACUUAAUUUCUCUUUCCGAACGUUUGGGUGACAUCAUGUCGAAACAAAUUCCCGACUUACCCAAGGCUGGGCCCAUUCAACCCGUUAUCCAUCACCGUUCCCCCGAUGGACGUGCCUACGUUUGCGCUAAACAAAUUCCCGGAGGUGUCUUAUGUUACUUGGCAGUUAGUCCCGACGGACUAGGAUUAGACUAAUGACAUUUAUUGAAUUACAAAAACAAACCAUUAUAAGCUAAAUACAGUUAAUAAACAAUUUAGUCAUCAAAACUGA
Messenger RNA from Zophobas morio, 521 nucleotides. RefSeq lists its product as uncharacterized. The transcript has 2 exons. The record is from RefSeq and is a predicted model, not a curated record. The coding region runs from base 11 to 445 and encodes 144 amino acids. NCBI's taxonomy places the organism in Eukaryota, Metazoa, Arthropoda, Insecta, Coleoptera, Tenebrionidae.